Messenger RNA from Ficedula albicollis (Collared flycatcher), 1492 nucleotides. RefSeq names its product tumor necrosis factor receptor superfamily member 13B (gene TNFRSF13B). Gene Ontology annotation, cellular component: plasma membrane. The record is from RefSeq and is a predicted model, not a curated record. Bases 1 to 777 code for a protein of 258 amino acids. The transcript is spliced from 4 exons. NCBI's taxonomy places the organism in Eukaryota, Metazoa, Chordata, Aves, Passeriformes, Muscicapidae.
AUGGAUGGGACAGGUGUGGGGCAGGAUGCCAUGAAGAACUGCACUGACCAGGAGUACUGGGACACCCUCGUUUUCCAGUGCAUCCCCUGUAGCCUCACGUGCAGCCAGCCCCAGAGCAGGAGGUGUGAUGCUGUGUGUGAGUCCAUGGACUGCAACAAGAGACCUGGAUUUUACUACGAUGAGCUUGUGAAGAUCUGCAUCAAGUGCAGCUUGGUGUGUGGGCAGCACCCCAAGGAAUGUGCCCUGUCCUGCGAGCGUGAGGGUGUCUCAGCUCGUCCAUCUCUCCGUCCCACAGCCACGCCCGCGGGGCCGGCGGCGCUGGAGCAGAGGGCGUGUGCGGAGCAGGAGCCGUGGCUGGUGCUGUACCUGCUGCUGGGGCUCUGCCUCUGCAGCCUCGCCUGCUCCCUGCUGCUGGGCUGGACUCACCUGCGCAGGAGGGGACAGGGCGUGUCCUGCCAGGCCGGCGCCGGGACCUGCCACCGCGCGGGGGACCCUGCCAAAGAUCGGCUGGUGGAGGCUGGCAGUGUUGGUGAUGGAUUCACCAGCAUCAGAAUCCCAGAGCCAGUGGAAACCUGUGGCUUCUGCUUCCCUGGACAUGGCUCUGCUGUACAAGAGACCAAAUCCUGCCCCAGCAGCUCCUGUCACCCUGGGGAAAGGGCUGCUCCCUCCUUCUCUGGGAUCUGCAGCACGGGAAGCGCUGGGGCCGUUCCCAGCCCUGACGACGGCCACUUCAAAAUCAUCUGCUCUCCUUCCCAAGAGAAGACACCCAUGGUGUGACCACAGUGGAUGUCCCAGCACGGGGUCAGAGUGGAGGGAUGCUCCCUCUGCCCCAAGUCAAAGCUGCUUCACCCUCUUGCCAAUGACUGGAACAGCCUCUACCCAGCCCAGGCUGUGCCAAGGGCUGUGGGGUACAGACAGGGCUGGAGGUUGCACAGAGCUGUUUGCUUCCACUCAGGAAACUAAAUCCCCAUUACUCUUGUGCAUUCCCAGUGAAAGAAAUCGCUUCCCAUGUAGCAGCAUCUGACUUCAUCCUCCACCUUGACCUCGGUGCCAUUGGGGAGGUCUCAUGGGGGCCUUUCCAUCCUGGUUCCAGCACCAGCAUCCCUGCAAAGGAUCCAGUGAUCCCAUGGAGAGCUCACCUCUCCCUGCUUGGAGACUCCUUCAUUAUCAGAACAAUUUCCAGCACAGCUGUAAACGUCUCAAACAUGGAAUUGGAUCCAAGGAUUUACUGGUGACAUUUAUAAGGAGGCAGUGUGGGAAGCUCCAGUGUCAGAUUCCAGCACUGCCAUGGGUGAUGGUGAGGCUUUGCCUCAUGAAUGGGACACGAUGCUGCACAUGAGGAGCUGGGACAGGCACCAAAAUCCUCAGUGGAAUUGGGUUUCAAUAUGAAAAUUCAGCCAAGGCUCAGAUCUUUCUACAAAACUGGAUUUAUGUAUAUCUGACCUGGGUUAUUCUGAAGAGCUGGUAAAAGUGAGGAGUCCGCUGGAGUUAA